This is a messenger RNA of Linum trigynum, 603 nucleotides long. NCBI's taxonomy places the organism in Eukaryota, Viridiplantae, Streptophyta, Magnoliopsida, Malpighiales, Linaceae. The record is from the annotation of a GenBank genome assembly.
AUUAAAUAACUAAAAAUAAAAACUAUGAAAAUUAAGAACAAAGGGGAAUCUUCUCUAAACCCAAUUUCUUUCUUCCUCUGAUCGAAUCUCGAAUUACCCAUUCAUCAAAUCCAUGAUCAUGGAUCCGCACGACCUCGGAUUCUCCACUUACCUAGAUACUUACGCCUCCCAGAUUCCUUCUGAUGAAUCCAUCAUGUUCCCCAAUUCCGACCAUCAUCAUCGAAUUCAAAACAACCCAUCCUCCGCCGCCGUCGAUUGGGCUAAUAAUUCCCAGGAUCAUCAGUUCUUCAGCGCAACGCCCUUCGACCCACUGGACAGCAUCCAUAGCCACAGCCUCGGCAGUUUUGGACUUUCCUUCACCUUGAGUCCAGGCGGUGAGUCGUUCCUCUUCUCCACCGAUUCCCAAUUGGCGACGUCCGGCUGGAGCCCCGAAGCAGAGGAGCAGCUCCGACACAUCUGACCCAAUCUCCAAGACUCCCAGAACGACGUCGCGAUACCUCUCCCUGGAAAUGGAGCCCAACGACCCAAUCUCAAAGUGUGAUAUUGGGGAGAAAAAUAGGAUCAGAGCUGAAAAUGAAAGGGGAAGAAAUAGUUAUGUUCGCA